AUGACACUUGACAGGGCGGCGCAUGCAGCACAGAGCGCAAUGUACAUUGAAGCACUGAACGCGAUGGCGCCCUCUCAGCUAGUGUGGCAGCUCGUUAAGAACUACAACUGCUUCCUGCACAAGGGCCUCAAUGGCUCGCAAUUUUCUGCGGAGCCGGGCAAUCUUUACAAUCUGAACUCCUACAAGUACUCAGGGAUUGCUAACGAGAAGAUUGUGCACGUUGAGGCUGCUGAGGAGGGCUCAUUUGCUGUGACUCGGAACAUCCCAAAGAAUUCCAACAAGCCCAGGGACUCGCGGUCCAAAGCCACCAAGAAGAACAAGAACUUCAGGCGGGCAGCAAUAAGGCUAGGAAAGGAGGUUCACACAGUCAGGCCAGACCUGAAGAAAGCAGCAUUGGCUCGGGCCAGCGCGGUGAACAAGAGCCAGCGUACCACAGCAGCCAAAUCGUCUUAGACAAGUAUGUGGGACCAGUGUGAACAUUUGAGGGAACUCCAACACUGCACGCCAGAAAGACAAUGUGAGAGUGAGAUAAUGUAGCUGUAAAGAGGUGUACCGGUAUCUGCUGGUCGGUUCCAUCCUGAAUCAUGAUCACUUGCUCUGCGGACAAGGUGGUGAGACACAUAAUCUAUAAAUGACUAUUCUCAAUUCGCUUCAUUUCUGUGUUCCUCUUUAAAACCAUCUCUUGAC
Molecule: messenger RNA, 687 nt
Organism: Coccomyxa subellipsoidea C-169
Lineage: Eukaryota; Viridiplantae; Chlorophyta; Trebouxiophyceae; Coccomyxaceae
Product: ribosomal protein L28e
Exons: 3
Coding region: 1-453 (150 amino acids)
Biological process (GO): translation
Cellular component (GO): ribosome; cytosolic large ribosomal subunit
Molecular function (GO): structural constituent of ribosome
Source: RefSeq, a predicted model, not a curated record